GUGAAAGUCUAAAUAAGAAAGCAGCUCCUCCCGCUUCCUCGAGCUGCCUGCAGACCGGACCGCAGCAGCGGCACAAAAAAAGCACCAAUCAGCAGCAAACUCACGUCCUUAUUCGGAUUUAACUCACCGUGAGUGGCCGAGACUUCCCCGGAGCACCGACGGCGGUGCCGUGACUCCACUGUACCUCUCUCUGAACCGACCGAACGACCGACAUGCUCUCCCCGGGACUCUCCGUGUCUCUGCUGGCCGUGUCCUGCGCUCUGUGGCCGGCUUCGGCGGUCCGCGCUGCGUCCUGUGAGUCGGUGCGUAUCCCGCUGUGCCGGUCCAUGCCGUGGAACAUGACCAAGAUGCCGAACCACCUCCACCACAGCACGCAGGACAACGCCGUGCUGGCCAUCGAGCAGUUUGAAGGGCUGCUGGGUACCGGCUGCAGUCCGGAUUUGCUCUUCUUCCUGUGUGCCAUGUACGCUCCCAUCUGCACCAUCGACUUCCAGCACGAGCCCAUCAAACCGUGCAAGGCGGUGUGCGAGCGGGCAAAGAACGGCUGCGAGCCGGUGAUGAAGCGCUACAACCACAGCUGGCCCGACAGCCUGGCCUGCAGCGAGCUGCCACUGUACGACCGCGGAGUCUGCAUCUCACCGGAGGCCAUCGUCAAGGCAGAGGGACCAGAUCCAUACUACCAGGACCCAGUCAGGUGUAACCCAGAAUCCAGUCCAGACUUCCCAAUGGACUCCAACAACCUUCACUGCAGAGGACCGAAUGGAGAUCGCUGUAAGUGUAAGAACAUCAAGAUGAAUAUGAAAACCUACUUGAAGAACAACUACAACUACGUGAUCCGUGCCAGGGUGAGGGAGGUGAGGAACCGCGGCCUGGAGCCCACAGCGGUGGUGGAUGUGAAGGAGGUGUUCAAGUCUUCGCUGGUCAACAUUCCCAAGGAGACGCAGACGCUCUACUACUCGUCCUCCUGCCUGUGUCCUCCUCUGGCUCCUGGGGAGGAUUUCGUCAUCAUGGGCUACGAGAACGAGGAGACAUCCAGGUUGCUCCUGAUUGACAGCUCCUUUGCUCAAAGGUGGAUGGAUAAAAUGGGCAGGAAGAUCAAGAAAUGGGAACGGACCUUGCGGAAACCACAAAGUCGCCACUGAGGUGUGUGUGUGUGUGUGUGUGUGUGUGUGUGUGUGUGUGUGUGUGUGUGUGUGUGUGUGUGUGUGUGUGUGUGUGUGUGUGUGUGUGUGUGUGUGUGUGUGUGUGUGUGUGUGU
Messenger RNA from Perca fluviatilis (European perch), 1257 nucleotides. RefSeq names its product frizzled related protein (gene frzb). Lineage: Eukaryota; Metazoa; Chordata; Actinopteri; Perciformes; Percidae. Gene Ontology annotation, biological process: canonical Wnt signaling pathway; non-canonical Wnt signaling pathway. The transcript has 8 exons. The record is from RefSeq and is a predicted model, not a curated record. Gene Ontology annotation, cellular component: cytoplasm. Gene Ontology annotation, molecular function: Wnt-protein binding. Bases 213 to 1142 code for a protein of 309 amino acids.